This is a messenger RNA of Oncorhynchus keta (chum salmon), 2230 nucleotides long. RefSeq lists its product as uncharacterized. The coding region runs from base 485 to 1135 and encodes 216 amino acids. The record is from RefSeq and is a predicted model, not a curated record. Lineage: Eukaryota; Metazoa; Chordata; Actinopteri; Salmoniformes; Salmonidae. The transcript has a single exon.
UAUUUUCAACAUCUGGAACAUACAUAUUUUUUUACAUCUGGAAAAUUCCAAAAAUACAUAUUUUCACUUUUGUUUCAGCACUUAAAAUGCACUGAAUUUCAUCAUCCCCAAAAUACUUAUUUAACGGAUAGAAAAUACAUAUUUUCGACAACCGGAAAAUACGUUUUUCACCUUUCACUCAGCACCUAGAAUGCACCUGACUUCAACGUCUGAAAAAUACGUCAUUUUGCUUACUGGUGGUCUUGUCCCGCGCACUCACACCCUGUAGAAGAGGCUACUCGUCUCACUCGCAGAACCGGAGGCGCUGGUGGCUAUAUUAUUCUGCAGUAGCUGUCUCCGGAGAGCGAAUGAAGGAAGAAGAUUGGAACAAACAGGCAGCAUAGUAGCUAAAACUGCUGUGGACUCUUUCUCACCAAAAGAGGAACCAGACGGCAGGCACGCACGGACGCACAGGUCUAUCCUAACCGGACGAACCGACUAGUAAAUGGACAUAAUGUUUAAUCUAGCCACCGGCAGCAGAACGUGCAUAUACAGCAUCACCUUUCUGUCCGCGGUCGUGAUUUCCUCCUGCCACGCGCUCCGCCGCUGUGGGGACGUGCAGUGCGUUGAGGGCCAGCAGUGCUGUCCCCCUACCGUUACCGGCAACGGUAGCGCGAGUUCCAUGGUGCGCUGCUGCAAGCUCCCACUGCAUAUAUUCUUCGACAACGUGGGCUGGGUGACGCGCAAACUAUCGGGCAUCCUGAUCCUGCUGCUCCUUUUCGCAAUGGGCUACUUCAUCCAGCGGAUUAUCUGCCCGCGCCCGCGCCGACACCCCCACCCAGAACACCCCGAGGAGCCCUCUCUCUUCCACGGACACGCCACCGCGUCCCAGGACUCCCUACUGGACCGGUACCCCGAAUACAGUUUUGGGGACUUCACCUCGCCAGUGCUGCUACCCGCAUAUGAUGAGGUGAAGUACCUGCCGACCUACGAAGAGACCAUGCAGGAGGUGCGCAGAGACCAGUCGGAUGAUAAUUUACUGGUCCAAUCGGAGGAGCCUGCUGCGGACCGAGGGACGCGGGGAGGACCGAUACCCAGAGAAGAGGGACAGGACACUUCAGGACAGAACACACGCGCGUCACGGAAUUCUGUCUGACUAAAUGUGAUGGACUAUCCAAUUUAAGAAUUGUUAUUUUAUUAUUAACUAAAGGAGAGACUUACAGGCUAUAUUAUAACAAGUGCAAUUACAAUCUGUUGCAAUGAAUGUUGAAAAUAAUAUGAACUGGCAAUUUGGUCAAUGACGUGAGUUUUAUAUGAUUGGGUGGAUGAUUCCCCUUUUGUAUGCAAAUUAAGACUUGGUAUGAGAAACGGAGACAAUAAAAGAGAUAUGGCUGCUAUAAUUGGCGCACUUUUGUGUAUUGACAGGCAGCUAAUUUGGCCCCGGUACAAUCACAUUAAGUUUUGCUGAACGGUUCCAUUUCCAAAGGCACCGUGAGACAGUUGGCUUUCUCCUCCAUAUUUUCCUUUGUGAGAUGAACAGGCUGAGAAUGAGUUUGAGUCUGCUGGGCCUGAAAGACAUCUAUUCAUUCGUAUAUCUAUAUCCUAGAAAUCAUGUCAUAUAAUAGUAUUUGUCGUUUUUCCACACAUGUACAACUGUGUAUUAAUAUGCAUACGAGAAUUGGAAAUGUUUUUUUUUUCUUUUCUUCAUAUCACAACUCUCCCCAGGUCACAGGCUGGGUCUAUGAGAAUCACCUAGUGCAGUUUUCAGUAGCCUAGUGGGGAUUCAAAAGUAAUAGAAUAGUCACACCAUGAAAUGAAUACAAAUACUCUCCAGCACAUCUACAUAAACUAUGCCUGACAUUUUGUUACAUCAGCAAGUGCUUUUAUCCAAUGUAUCAGAGAGCUCAGCUCACACACACUGCAGCAUGAACACUAUCUCCUCCCUCCCUCCUCAAUGAGAGAUGAUGAUGAUCCUAAAUACUGAUCCAAGGUCUCGUUACUAUGUGAGUUAGCAGACCACCUCUGAUAGUUUAUCUUUGAUGUAGUGACCAUAGUUGAAUGACAAAUCAUUCACCAUCAUCAGCAUUAGAGCACUUGAAUACAGACAUGCCUUGCAUGGAAAAAGGCAGGAAGAUGAGUGAUAGACAAUACAGACAGUCAUAAAGACAGAAGUAUAGAAUAGACAGCAGUAAAUAAAGAGCUAAGCUGGCAGACAUAAAGCUGGAGCUGCAGACUGAGAUAGCCGGAAUAC